This is a messenger RNA of Panicum hallii, 2568 nucleotides long. RefSeq names its product subtilisin-like protease SBT5.3. Gene Ontology annotation, biological process: proteolysis. The coding region runs from base 26 to 2425 and encodes 799 amino acids. The record is from RefSeq and is a predicted model, not a curated record. Lineage: Eukaryota; Viridiplantae; Streptophyta; Magnoliopsida; Poales; Poaceae. The transcript has 10 exons. Gene Ontology annotation, molecular function: serine-type endopeptidase activity.
GGCCCUGGCGGCCGCGAGAACCAUCAUGGCGCUCGCCCUCGCCGCCCUCCUCUGCGCGCUCGCGCCCGCCGCCGCCGCAGCCGGCGCAGAGCGCUCGUCGUACGUGGUGUACCUCGGCCAGCACGCGCACGGCGCGGCGCUGGGGACCCACGGCGCCGAGGAGCUGUCGGCGCUGGAGCGCAACGCCGCCGACGCCCACUACGAGCUCCUCGCCGGCGUCCUCGGCGGAGACAAGGAGAAGGCGCGGGAGGCGAUCUUCUACUCGUACACCAAGCACAUCAACGGCUUCGCGGCCAACCUCGACGCCACCGCCGCCGCCGAGAUCGCCAGGCAACCCGGCGUGAUCUCCGUGUUCCCCAACCGCGGCCGCCAGCUGCACACGACCCGGUCGUGGCAGUUCCUCGGGCUCGCCGGCCCCGGCGGCGCCCCCCGCGGCGGGGCGUGGCGGAAGGCGAGGUUCGGCGCCGACACCAUCAUCGGCAACUUCGACACCGGUGUGUGGCCGGAAUCAGAGAGCUUUAAGGAUGAUGGCCUGGGACCAGUUCCAUCCCACUGGAAAGGAGCAUGCGACAAAGGCCAAGAUCAUAAGUUCUCUUGCAACAGGAAGCUGAUCGGCGCGCGCUUCUUCAACAAGGGCUACGCCGCCGCGGCGGGCGUGCUGAACGCGUCGAUGAACACCCCGCGCGACAUGGACGGCCACGGCACGCACACGCUGUCCACGGCGGCCGGCUCGCCGGUGCGCGGCGCCUCCGUGUUCGGGUUCGGCAACGGCACGGCGUCGGGCGGCUCGCCCCGCGCGCGCGUGGCGGCCUACCGCGUGUGCUACCCGCCCGUGAACGGCAGCGAGUGCUUCGACGCGGACAUCCUGGCCGCGUUCGACGCCGCCAUCCACGACGGCGUGCACGUGCUGUCGCUCUCCCUCGGCGGCGACCCCUCCAGCUACUUCGACGACGGCAUCGCCAUCGGGUCCUUCCACGCCGUCCGCCGCGGCAUCGCUGUCGUCUGCUCCGCCGGAAACUCGGGCCCCGGCCUCGGCACCGCCUCCAACCUCGCGCCGUGGAUCCUCACCUCCGGCGCCAGCACCAUGGACCGCGAGUUCCCGUCCUACAUCGUCUUCGAGCACAGGAAGGCCACGGCGGCGGGCAACUCCUCCUCGGCAUCUCCUCUUGGCAGCCCACCCCACAAAAGCAUCAUCAAGCUUAAGGGGCAGAGCCUGUCGAUGACGACGCUGCCGGAGAAGACCUCUUACAAAUUGAUCGACUCCGCGAAGGCUGGACUUGCCAAUGCAACCACGAAGGACGCACAGCUGUGCAUGAUAGGGGCGUUGGAUCCGGCGAAGGUGAAGGGCAAGAUCGUGGUGUGCCUGCGCGGGAUCAACCCCCGGGUGGCCAAGGGCGAGGCGGUGAAGCAGGCCGGCGGCGCCGGGAUGGUUCUCGCCAACGACGCCAGCACCGGCAACGAGAUCAUCGCCGACGCGCACGUCCUCCCGGCCACGCAGAUCAAGUACCGCGACGGUCUGCGCCUCUACUCCUACAUCAACUCCACCAAGAAUCCGACUGGUUUCAUCACCAAGCCGGCGACGAUCCUCGGCACGAAGCCGGCGCCGUUCAUGGCAGCCUUCUCGUCGCAGGGGCCCAACACCAUCACCCCCGAGAUCCUCAAGCCGGACAUCACGGCGCCCGGUGUGAGCGUGAUCGCGGCGUGGACCCGGGCCAACUCGCCGACGGACCUCGCCUUCGAUCUGCGCCGGGUGGCCUUCAACUCCGAGUCCGGCACGUCCAUGUCGUGCCCGCACGUCUCCGGCGUCGUCGGCCUCCUCCGCACGCUCCACCCGGAAUGGAGCCCCGCCGCGAUCAAGUCGGCCAUCAUGACCACCGCGCUGGAGAUGGACAACAAGGGCGAGCUGAUCCUGAACGCGUCCUCCCUGCCGUCGAGCCCCUUCGGCUUCGGCGCCGGCCACGUCUCCCCGGCCCGCGCCAUGAACCCCGGCCUCGUCUACGACCUCGGCGACGCCGAUUACCUCGACUUCCUCUGCGCGCUCAAGUACAACGCCACGGUGAUGGCCAUGUUCAACGGCGCGCCCUACACGUGCCCCGGCGAGGCGCCCCGGCGCGUCGCCGACCUCAACUACCCGUCCAUCACCGUCGUCAACGUCACCGCCGCGGGCGCCACGGCGCGGCGCCGGGUCAAGAACGUCGGCAAGCCCGGCACGUACUGGGCCUUCGUCACCGAGCCCGCCGGCGUCGACGUGACGGUGACCCCCAACAUCCUCGAGUUCCGCGCCAAGGGGGAGGAGAAGGGCUACGAGGUCAACUUCCAGGUGAACAACGCCGCGCUCGCCAAGGACUACUCGUUCGGCGCCCUCGUCUGGACCAACGGCAAGCAGUUCGUGAGGAGCCCGCUUGUGGUCAAGGCGAUGGCUUGAUUGGUUGAGCUCCUCGUGUAGGGUUUAAUUUGAAUUAGUUUAGGACGCAGCAAGUGUAGAGAGGAUACAUUGGUUCGAUUUGUUAGGCAGGGAGCUGCGAAUUUUGGCCUCUGAUUUAAUAAAUUAUAAGCAAAUUUAAGUGA